UCGGUGGUUAUUUCGUCAGUGAUCAAGUGUUCGACUUCCGAAACAGUUGUCAAUUGUGUGCUACCGAGCAGUGCCUUCAGCAGCAGUACUUCAACAUAGCGACAAUGCGUUCUUCGAAAGUUAUUCUCAGUGCAGUGUUGGUUCUGGCGAGUUGGAUGUACGCCACGGAAGCAGCCAUUGCGGGCAAUGGCGGUGGGUCUGUGUUUUCCUCGUCCAAGAAAAUGUGUGAUCAGCGGUACAGCGUGAAUUGUUUGAAGCUAGAGCUAGUGUCCUUCCUGGAGCGUGUCACCAACCAGAAAGAGUACAACCUGAUGGCGGGCAUUAGUGUGGUGCGCGAUCCGGGUGCAAACAUUACCCGUACUGCGGACCUCAUUGCUGAGGUGACGCGCAUCUUCCCGACGAAUCCGGAGCGACGGUUGGACGAGUUCUUGCUGACCAAGCUGAACGACUAUCUGCAGACGCACUCGUUACGGCUGAAGUUUGUCGACGGGGAUGCGUUCCAGAAGGCACGGGAAGUGUUUGCCGGACGCAAGGGCAAGCUGGGCAAGAAAGGUGGACUGGAAACUCUUAUCGCUGGUGCCAUGAUGAUGAAGGGAACACUGGCGGCGAUCGGACUGGGAGCAUUGGCACUGAUCGCUGGCAAAGCGCUCAUGACGGGACUGUUGGCGUUGAUGCUGGCGGCCAUUGUUGGUCUGAAGUCAUUGGCUAGUGGAGGCGGCGGUGGUCAUAAGUCAACGACGUACGAGAUUGUCGCCAAACCGAUGUAUUCUCACUCGCACUCGGAACACGAUGAGGUGGGACACGGUCACACGGGAUACGGCGGAUAUGGCCGAUCGUACGAUCUUCCCUACUCGGGACAAAAGCCCAACUGAGCUUUGAUUGGAGAAUAGAGUUAUUUAAGAACACUAGUAAGGGUAUGCAAUUUCCGACAAAAACUGUGCCUAUGCAAACUUGCCCUCUCGAUGGUAUAUUUAGGGGUCUUUCUAUGAAGUUAUUUAUUUAAACACUGUUAGUGAGCUGUCGUUUCUCUCUUGCCAAAAUGUAUUCUUAAUUUAUUUAUUUAUUAAAGCUUAGAUAACUAAACUGUCAGAUUGUUAUGGAGUAAAUGCUUCAACCAGAAAAUUUGAAUAAAAAAGAACGAUAAAUACAUUCGUAAUUCAAUGUGCUGUUAAGUAUGUUAAAUGUUAUUAAUAAUAUACACGUUUGUUCUGUUGCUGUCUCUUGUCCAGAGUCGAAUUUCCCUAUAAGUGGACUGAGCGGCU
Molecule: messenger RNA, 1262 nt
Organism: Anopheles gambiae (African malaria mosquito)
Lineage: Eukaryota; Metazoa; Arthropoda; Insecta; Diptera; Culicidae
Gene: Osi16
Exons: 2
Coding region: 105-872 (255 amino acids)
Source: RefSeq, a predicted model, not a curated record